GAGGAGGAGGAGAGGAGGAGGAGGAGGAGGAGCAAGAGGAUUUCAAUGAGAAGGAGGAGGAGGAGGAGGAGCAAGAGGAGAGGAGCAAGAGGAGGAAGAGGAGGAAAGAGGAGGAGAGGGAUGAGGAUGAGGAGGAUGAGGAGGAGGAUGAAGAGGAGGAAGAGGAAGAGGAGGAUGAUGAGCAGGGGGGAAGAAGGAGUUGA
This is a messenger RNA of Closterium sp. NIES-65, 203 nucleotides long. NCBI's taxonomy places the organism in Eukaryota, Viridiplantae, Streptophyta, Zygnematophyceae, Desmidiales, Closteriaceae. The record is from the annotation of a GenBank genome assembly.